UGUUGAGUUAAAUGCGACUUCAUAUAUUGUCUUUUGUCAGUGUAUUUGUUAUAAAUGUAGUGUGCUCAUUCGGAUGGCGGUUUCCGGUAUUCGUCUCGGUCUAUAGACCUAUGAAUCCUCCAGAAGGAUUUCGCUUAUUAGCGCACAAAACCGGUACUGGAAGUACGAAGAAUGGAAGAGAUUCUAACCCAAAGUUUUUGGGUAUUAAGAAGAGCCAUAACAGUUUUGCCUUCAUUGGCAACAUAAUUGUACGCCAGCGCGGUGCUAAAUUCAAGUGUGGAAUUGGUACUAAAAUGGGCCGUGACCAUACCAUAUAUGCUGCAACGAACGGCCGAGUGCAAAUAUUGAACCAUCGUGUAUCGGUACUAGAUCUCAGUGCUGAGCGUGAUAUGCUCUCCCGACAUACUUCUAGUAGUUAUUUUAUGCAGCCAACAUUAUAUACGCUAAGUCAGCUCUGGACUGAUAAAGCUGAUAAAGUCAAUAAAUGAUGGCACCUCAAAACACUCAU
Messenger RNA from Babesia bovis T2Bo, 508 nucleotides. Its product is annotated as Ribosomal L27 family protein. NCBI's taxonomy places the organism in Eukaryota, Apicomplexa, Aconoidasida, Piroplasmida, Babesiidae. The coding region runs from base 12 to 488 and encodes 158 amino acids. The record is from RefSeq and is a predicted model, not a curated record. The transcript is spliced from 3 exons. Gene Ontology annotation, cellular component: ribosome. Gene Ontology annotation, biological process: translation. Gene Ontology annotation, molecular function: structural constituent of ribosome.